This is a messenger RNA of Pisolithus orientalis, 783 nucleotides long. RefSeq lists its product as uncharacterized. The transcript is spliced from 8 exons. The record is from RefSeq and is a predicted model, not a curated record. Lineage: Eukaryota; Fungi; Basidiomycota; Agaricomycetes; Boletales; Pisolithaceae. Bases 1 to 783 code for a protein of 260 amino acids.
AUGUGCUUACGUAACUUUCAGUGUCGGUUCGCAUCGUUACCUGUCCAUCUCGGUCGUCGAGGGCACGCCAAGUACUGGUUCGCUGACGGUUCCGUUAUUGUCACCAUCUAUCAGACACUCAGCAAUCGCGACCCGGAGCGAGAGACGGUUCUAUUCAAACUACAUUCGAGCCUGCUCCCUCGACACUCCACAUACUUUGGCUGUGUUCUAAAAGGUCCGGGUACAGACGAAGGGGAGUCAGUGACAGUCCCACCUGGACUUGGCGUACGGGUGGAAGAAUUCGUGUCAUUACUGGAACAUCUAUACCAUGAUACCCCUCUAUCGUCAAACUACUUAGAAGCGAUGUUUCCAAGUGGUCCUUUUCCAUUUACGCAUCCCAAUCAUCUCGAGGAGGCAUUGGCACUGACGACGACGUAUGACGUCAGAUCGCCCCGUCACGAUAACAGUCAAGGUGACAUCGUCGAAGAUUCGAAGACGAGACACAGUGUCCUGUCGCCCGCAGAUGUAGAGAGACGCGGGAGGUUGAUGGCUGGGAUUGUGGAUCAUUUCACGCCCAUAUUGUUCACACCGCCCGCAACGCCACACAUGGCAUGCACGGGCGUGUUUGCCGAUCAAUGGAUGUCACUCGUCAUCCCCUCCGCGAUCUCAGAUGGUGGGGUGUACAAACCUCUCGAGACCCUGGAAUCCAUAAAGCAACUCGAUUGGGCAGCUGAGGGAUUAUGUCCUGAUUGGACAGAGGAGCAGGCUGUAGUGUGGGAGAAGGUGGGCAGUUGGCUUGGCUAG